AUGCACAACUCGGCACCGGGCUCGGGUUGGGCGAGCGACUCGCACGCGCAGCAGAGCAGGGAGCAGGGCUGGGCCACGGCGCUCGGAACCGUGCGGGCUGCCGAACCGCGACAGAUGCAGCAGAACUCGGAGGCGAGCCGGCUCAUCAUCUCGCUCCGGUGGACCGCUCUCGGCUCGCAGGGGCACCACUUCGACCACCAGCACCAGCUCCAGCACCCGCACUACCCGCCGUACGAGCGCGACGACCCGCACGCUCCGCUGCCGCGCCCUCACCUCGACGCCGGCGGCUCGUACUCGUCGUCGUCCUCGGGCCAUGUGACGCCGUACACGCCUCAGCCUGCGCCCUAUGCGCCGGCCUACGACGCCCAGGCGUACGGCUCGCACCCGCCGCCGCCGCCGCCGCCAGCCUCGUCCGCCUUCGCCUACUUCCCUCCCGCGGCACCUCCCGUGCUCCCCACCCGUCCUCAGCCCUUCCCCGACCAGUACCAACUUCACGCCAAGUCGUCAGCAUAUGGACCGACCCCGCACGCCGACUACCCGCGCUGGAACGGCGUCGAGUCGAGCCACUCGGCGUCGCAGCACGCGGUCGCCGGCUUGGGCCAGCUCCGCUCGGCGAGCGACGACUUUGGGCAGUCGCUCGAGCGCGUCGGGCACGCAGCUCAAGCGUACGAGCCCGUCGGCCCGAGCCAGUGGCACCCGAGCGCGCCGCCGCCGCCGCCGCCGCCGCCGCCGCCGCCUGUCGACUCGUUCGGCGCGCCCGAGUCGUGGGAGCAGCAGCAGCAGGUGCAGGCGCGAGCGCACCCGCCCUACCAGUCGUACCAGCCUCAGCACCUCGCCGACCCGCCGCAUCACUACGCCUUGCUCCCGCACAUGACGACUUCGCCCUCUCCUCUGCAACCUUCGCCCUCUCUCUACGACACCUACUCGGCGACGCCCUCCCUCGACGCCUCGGCGGCGUCGUUCUGGGUCCGCACGCAAGCCUCCGACCCGUCGCCGAGCAGCGUUCCCGCCUUCGCCGAGAACGACCAGCCCCACCACUCGCGCCUCUCGACCUACCCUCCCUCGACCUACCCUCCUCCCGUCAGCGGCCAUGUCGCGUCGUACGCCACCCAUCCUCCUGCGACCGUGUCGCACGAGCCGCUCGGCGCUUCGAGUAACGCGCUCGCCGGGCCGUCGUCCAUCAACAAGCGCACGCGCCCCGCGCCCGCCGGGGCUGUCGGCGCCGCCUCGCCGCCAGCCGCUCGGCGCUCGUCCAAGGUGUCGCAGAACCCGGACAAGAAGCUCACGGUCGACCUGCCGACGGCGUGUAUCGCGUGCGCCCAGCCGCUCGCCAAGCUCAUCCUGCGAGGCAAGCGUGCCGAGCUCGACGUUCCUCAUGCCGCCGUCUUGACGUGCCUCGCCUGUUCGUCGUCGAGAACGUCGCAGAGCGAUGAGCCGCCGCAGGACGGCAAGGCCAAGAAGGCGACGUUCCGCAAGCGCAACAAGCGCUUCGACGACGCGAGCGCCACCAUCGCCUGCGACGUCUGCCUGCGCGACAUCGCCAUCGGCGGCGUCCUCCCGCUGCCGCUCGAGGCGCCCGACCCGUCGAGCCGGAUCGACUUCAUGAUCGAGAUCGUCUGCGCCGCGUGCGACGUCAAGUACAAGCGCUGCUCGGACUGCGGCGGCGGCGGCGGGUCGAGGGCCGGGACGGGCAAGUGGCGCUGCGCCGAGCUGUUCCCGCCGCAGCGCAAGACGUGCUCGCUCAAGCAUCAGCGCCUCGGCGCCUUUCCCGCCAUGGAGUACUCGGUCUACCGCAUCACGGACAUCCCGCGCGACGAGGUCGACGAGAUCUCGGACACGCUCAAGUCCAUGUUCGUCAACGGCAUGCUCGCAGGCCUGUGCAUCCCCGAGGUGCUCGAGCAAGACGGCUCGGUCUUCUCGACGUACGAGCAGUGCCAGCAAUCAGCGACGAUGGGCUGGCUCGGGUUCGACCCGCUCCUUCGCCACGACAUCGAGCCGCAGACGGGCAUCCGCCGUUACCUCGCCUUGCGCACCUGCACGCCCAACCUGCGCAAGCCGUCGCGCCAGACGCCCGAGGACUCGCCUACGGGCUCGCCAGAGCCUGACGGACCGCCGCCUCACGAGCAGAAGCAGAAGCAUGGCGGCGUCGUGCUCAAGGAGGGCAAGGAGGUCGCAGGCUUCAUCAUCGCCGAGCAAGAGCUGUUCGUCGGAAACUUCUUCUUCUGCAUCGUCCUGCCCUGGGACCCAACGGGCGAGAUCUUCGACGCAACGAGCCUCCUCAUCUCCGCCCUCAUCCGGCACGUCGACGCCGACGUCAAGAAGUACAGCGCCGAGCGCGUCGAGCAGGGCUUGCCGCCGUUGCCCGACAUCGCCAAGGUGUGGACGAUGCUCUUCUUCAAGCGUGACUCGCGCGUCCUCACGUCGCUCGUCAAGAAGCGCGGCUUUGCCUACCUCGAGGACUACCUCGCCGAGCAUCCCGAGGUUCCUGUCGAGGAGUUUCCGCCGCACCGCAAGUGCUACUUGCCCGUCGAGCGGCAGCAGGAGGGGUGGGAGAUCCUCGUGCGGCAACAGCGCGUCAUGGCGGACGGGUCGGUCGACGACUGGGGCGCGAGGCGCGGCGCCGACGAGGAGCGAGGCAAGAAGAAGGAGCUGCGGGCAAGAGCGGCGGCGGCGGCGGCCAAGGGGGCUCGCGUGCCCUACGUCUCGCAUCGCGCCCCGACUCGACCCAGCACGACCGGCGCGCCCAAGAACGGCUCCAAGGCCGAGACCGAGAUCCGCUCGCCGCCGAGGACGGCGACCGACUCGCUCCAGCCAGCUCGCGUCCAGUCGAGCAGCUAG
Messenger RNA from Rhodotorula graminis WP1, 2838 nucleotides. RefSeq lists its product as uncharacterized. The coding region runs from base 1 to 2838 and encodes 945 amino acids. The record is from RefSeq and is a predicted model, not a curated record. The transcript has 11 exons. NCBI's taxonomy places the organism in Eukaryota, Fungi, Basidiomycota, Microbotryomycetes, Sporidiobolales, Sporidiobolaceae.